AGUUGUCCGAUUGCUGCAAGAGAGCAAAGCUGGUAAUAGUUAAUAAGCUUAGUGUCAUACCCACUCACCAGCAUAUGCUGAUAGACAACUUCACGUAGAAUUGAAGUUUUGUUGAGUAAAACUACAAUGCCCAUCUUUCGAAACACCAAUAGCCGGAAAUUGUUUUAUUUCCUGUCUCCUAUAUUAUACGUCAACGGAAGUGCGACUUCGCGAAUAUUGCGGCAUUGCUGGUUGCUGGCGCCACCACCACCGAUCACCAUGCCUGCUCUGCUGGAGAGACCCAAACUGUCUAACGCCAUGGCGAGAGCCCUCCACAAGCAUAUCAUGAGAGAGAGGGAGCGCCGGAGGCAGGAGGAAGAAGAGGUGGACAAAAUGAUGGAGCAAAAGAUGAAAGAGGAGGAAGAAAGAAAGAGGAAAAAAGAGAUGGAGGAGCGGAUGUCCCUGGAGGAGACUAAAGAACAGAUCAUGAAGAUGGGCGGCAAGCUGCAGGGCUUACAAGAGGAGAAGCACCAGCUCUUCCUUCAGCUGAAGAAAGUGCUUCAUGAGGAGGAGAAGCGACGCAGGAAAGAACAGAGCGACAUGCCCACUCUGACCUCUGCCAGCUACCAGACCAGCAUGCCCAUUCACUCAGGGCAGCAUCUGCUCAGCAUGCAAGGCAGUCCGGUCAGUCAUGGCCGCACGGGGGUGUUGCUGGGGGAUCGUAGUAAGCAGCUGUUCCAGGCGCCCGUGAUCCCGGUGCGUCAUUUCCAGGGCCAGCCGGCCUUCAGCACAGGAAGCUCAGAGCACGGCCAGUACUCUGCCAGCCAAUCGGCUCACGGGCCCUACGGCGUCAGCCAACAGCAACACGCCUCCCCUUAUGCGGCCGCCCAGUCUGUGCCAGUCAGUUUUGCUAGCAGCUCGCAGCUCAGAGGUGGCCCGGCUUUCCAGACCAUGCAGUACCUGCCCCACCAGCAGCAAGGCUACGCCGUUCACAGCCACUUCGCCUCUCAGACAGGGUUUAUCCCCAGUGCCAGCAUCCCCUUGCAGAAGCAGCUAGAACAUGCCAACCAGCAGUCCGGCUUCACUGAUUCGGGCACCCUGAGGCCCCUCCCCACCCAGGCCCUCCACACCGGCCCUGCUGGCCUCCUGGCUCCCGCCUCCCUCGCUGUGCAGAUCCCUCCCUCCAAGUCAGGGCUCCCGUAUGGUCACCCCCCCCAGCCCGCCUCUCCUGGGGGCUUCAGUCACAGCACCUCCCCUCAGCAAGCCCACGCGGCGAUGAAGACUCCGAGCCGCCUCGCGUCCUGUGACGGUCCUGUUUUUGCGUUCUUCUGCAGACCACGUUCCAGAGCUCCCCCCAGCCCGCAUCUCGCCAUGCUUAUCUCUCGCACCCGCAGACGGCGCCCAGGUUCUACCACCACGGCAAGUAGCCACCGGUCCAGAUGGGCGGCCUUCCUGUCAGACGGGAUGAUGUUGCCGGCGUCCUGCGGAUAGACGGCUGGAAAGAUUGGUCAGACUGUCUGCGAGUGUGAGGGAGAAGCAUCAGGAUUUGUGACUCUUCUCUGUCCUACUGCAUGAUCUGCCUUCGUCAUUCUCCAUAGGUGACUCACAGUCACUGUCAUAUGCUUAAAAUAUGACCUGACAUAUUACCUAGGUUUACUGCACUUGCUCAUUCCACGCUUGAAUGGCAAGUCUCCUUUUCAAAACCGUCAAUAAAUACAUUUCAUUUGGUCA
Brienomyrus brachyistius is the source of this 1710-nucleotide messenger RNA. Its product is annotated as G protein pathway suppressor 2-like. The record is from RefSeq and is a predicted model, not a curated record. The transcript is spliced from 12 exons. The coding region runs from base 127 to 1470 and encodes 447 amino acids. Lineage: Eukaryota; Metazoa; Chordata; Actinopteri; Osteoglossiformes; Mormyridae. Gene Ontology annotation, molecular function: transcription coregulator activity. Gene Ontology annotation, cellular component: transcription regulator complex. Gene Ontology annotation, biological process: regulation of transcription by RNA polymerase II.